This is a messenger RNA of Stylonychia lemnae, 3366 nucleotides long. NCBI's taxonomy places the organism in Eukaryota, Ciliophora, Spirotrichea, Sporadotrichida, Oxytrichidae. The record is from the annotation of a GenBank genome assembly.
AUGAGCACUAAUAUAAACACACACUUGAAAAACCCUAGAGUCGAUGUAAGAAAAAGGAACCUUGAUUACUCAAAACCGCUUACAAUCGUCAAAACUAGAGAAGAACUAAAAAAAUACGAGAGCACCUACCAUGAUGAGUCAAAGGAGGAUGAGAUCCUAGCACUCACUAGCCUGAUAACUAAGAAGAAAUUUGAGAUUCUUGUACCUCAGAAUCAAGUAAUGCAACCUGCGGCAGAUUCUAAUAUUAUAUCAGGCAACAUUGAUGCCAAAAAAGGAAGUAAUGAGGAAUCUGCAUCAACAUCACAUUCAAUAAAUGGAGAUGCAACUGCCAAAACCUCACCUAAUUAGCUUGCUUAACCUUCUGCCAAUGGAGUCCUAGCUAUAGCCAAGCCAUAGGCUAAGCCAACUGCUUAAACCAUGAGAGAUAGUCAACUUGAAGGCUAUCUCAAAUAUAAACCCCUAUUUAAAUAGCCAGCCCACUACAUAAAAUACAAGGAGCCUGUUUACGAGGGCUACGAAAACUUUUCAUUUGAUGAGCUGAACUAUGAAGUUACUGAGAAGGACCUCAAGUUCCUCGAAAGCGGAGUCGUUGAUAUCAGUGUCCAGGACUUCGAGCGAGUAAUUGAUGUCUUUGAGAAAAUUGUAGUAGUCGAUCAAAACUAGUCAUUGGCUCACUUGCAACAGAGAUUCUAUGAAAAAGCUCCCAAAUAAUACUGUCAAAGGAUCUAAAAGCAAACCCUGGAGCUCAUUUACCAAAAGGUACAGUAUAUCUUCAUAUUUGAAUGGAACCAAGUUCCUUUCCAAAUCUUUUUUUCCAUAAUUAUUAUUGAUUUCAAAUUAAAUUUAUAUUAAUAGUACUGGAAAAGUGAGAGAGAAAAAAGAAAGCGAUCAUUCUUGAGAAUAUUCUGGGAGAAAGCUGACUACGAUGAUUAGGACACCAAUGCUGCCUUCCGUAAAAGAGUCAAGGAAAAGAUGAAACUCAGAAAGAAGGCAAAAUAUGAGAUUGAAUCCUAUAAAAAGAUGUUUGAACUUAGAGAGGAUUUCGUUAAAGUUCUUCACAUAUUAAAGGAUGUCUAUAGAAGAGAGGAGAUCAAAAAAUCUCAAAAUUUAGUAGAGCUGAAUGUCUAUGAACUCCAAUUAGAGUAGUCCUUGAAAGAGAAGGGCAUAAACUUCCAGCCCAGAAACCAGAAAGUUGACAUCAAAAAGUUAGAAGGUUCAUAGGUAGAAAAAGUUAUGACAUUUCAAAUUAGUGAACGUAAGGAUUGCCAUCCAAUGUUCCAGAAAUAUUUCCCCGAGUAAAUGGCAGAAAAGCUCAUGCUUGAAGAAUAGACUAAGAGAAGCUAAAAGGAAAGUGCAGGUUAUUACAACUAAACACCUUCGAAGCAAAAUCAAAGUCAUCAAAAGACCUAGUAACAGCAACAGCAAUAGUUUGAAAGCCAAGAUUAACAAAUGGUGAAUGCAACAGCUGAUAAGUAAUCCAGUAAAACCAGAACAGGGGCAAUUACUAUAAAGCCUCCUCAGAACUAUGACAAAGCUGGUGCUAAUGCAAACCUUAAUCAAAGCAUGAAUGCCGACCAAGGUGGAUAAAUCAUAAUUGGAAACAACUUUUAAGAUAACAUGAUUAAUCCCCAAGAUAGAAUGCCAACUAAAAAAGUAAGGGAUAAGAAAAAUCUCUCCACUCUUGGUUAAUAAAGAGGUAUAGCAGAGUAGCCCAACGUCUACGCUAAUUAAAAUGUUCCAUAUCCAGGCAGAUAAGAGAUUCCUGUGAAGGAGGAUACACUCUGCAAUCUUGAUAUGGUGACUGUCAUAACAAAGAUUAUUCAUUGCAGUCAAAGAUUCGGUGUUACCUAUGGUGAUAAAUAUCUGAAACUAGAGUAAAACACUCCAAAAGAUAUCAAGGACAAGAUUGACAAUAGCUUUUUAAAGCCCCCUCUCAAAUCUAUUGAUGAAGAUAUGGAUGAUACAAUGGACACUGACAGAGUAAUUGAGCCAAUUAACAUGAUCAAUCAACAACCAUAGAUAUCUUUAAACUCCAGCCAAUAUUUGCAAUAACAAUAGUCACUCAACCUUGGUAAAAAGCCACUUAAUAUAUAAUAACAAAUACCUAAAAAGAAUGCAACUUAGCUUGAACUUGAAAAUGAACUUGAGGAACUGCUUAACAGAAAGAUGAUAGUUAGAAGAGGUAGAAACAAUAGACUAUUGUUGAAAAUGAUAGAUAUUGAUGUCUUUGAAGAUAAAUAAGCUGAGGAAAAUGCAGACAUGAGUAAAUUAUCUCUUGGUAAAAGAAGGAAAGCAUAUGGAUCAGUCUUAGAUUUCAUCAAUCGAGGAGUCCCAGGUGUCAGCUAAACAAAUUAAAACUACUACUUGCUCAGAGAUAAAAAAUUCCUUGAGAAGAGAUUUAAGAAAACAUAGAGUCUGCUUAUGAGAGAAAACAUUAAGAGUUUAGUUAAAAAAGAGAUAGUAUAAAGAAAAAGUUUACUCGAAGAAUCAAAAGCUUAACCUCUUCAAAGUGUAAAUAGUAUAAUGUAAGAUCCAUCAUUGUCAAGUGACACUUUACUUGCUGGAAGGACUAAUUAAAUAAUCAGCAACUUCGUAAAUUAAUCUCAAAUCUAGAAUUCUGUGCCUAAUGUUGAGCCAAUUAUGACCAAUAAUAACUCUAUAAACUACGACUUGCAAGCAUCAGCAAUCAGAGAUCAGCAACAAUAUGAUAAUACUUCAGAAUAUGUUGUGAGUCACAUACUCAGGACUAAUUUACAAGAGCUCUUAGAAUUAGCAGAGGGCGUGGGUGAAUUUGGAGAGUAUGAGGCACACAAAGAUAGUCCAAAUCAGCUUGAUGAUAUGCAAAAGAAACUUGAAACCGCCUUUAGAGGGUUCAAGCAACAACGCAUGCCAAUGAUUGGAGGAGGUCACCACUAUCCAAGCAGUACUAAUCUUGCUUAAUAGAUAGGAAACCCUGCUUCAAUGGGCGGCGGAAUGUCUGCAUCAAUGAGUCAAAUGAACCAAAAUCCUUAUGCAUAGCCAUAGCUCUAACAUUUACCAACUUAAUAAUCAGGAAGAAUUGGCAUGCAGCAUUUGCCAAGUAGUGGGUCAGUAAGCAUGAACAUGAGCUCAACCAAUGGUAAUGUAAAUAUGCCUAAUCAAAUGCCAUACGGAGCAGCUUCCUUGAUCAAUGGUCCACCAUCCUAAAGAUAUAUGGGAUCUGGGGUUGCCCCUUCAGCUAAUCAAAAUUAAGAUUACAACAAUGGAGGCCCUUAAAUGUAACAAAACGGAGUACCGAAUGGUAUGCCAAUCUCUGCUUAUAUGAGCGGAGGUAGUCAAAACCAGCAAAGUUAAUAAGAGAACUAUCAUAUUGUAGCUGCAAAGUGA